Molecule: messenger RNA, 1920 nt
Organism: Aureobasidium pullulans EXF-150
Lineage: Eukaryota; Fungi; Ascomycota; Dothideomycetes; Dothideales; Saccotheciaceae
Product: beta-glucosidase C
Exons: 1
Coding region: 1-1920 (639 amino acids)
Biological process (GO): glucan catabolic process
Molecular function (GO): beta-glucosidase activity
Source: RefSeq, a predicted model, not a curated record
AUGUAUACACCAUCACCCUCAUGGAGCAAUCUGCUCAUCUCAGCUCUCGCUCUCUCCCCUUUGGCCUCAGCAAUCCCACAACCAGAAACCACAACCAACAUACCUUCUCAAAACACUACAAACUCGACUCUCUUGCCUUACCUCGACCCCUCCCUCUGCAUCAGCGACCGCCUCGAUGACCUACUCUCCCGCAUGACCCUCGAAGAAAAAGCCGGCCAACUCUUCAUCAAGCAAAUCCCCGCCGGUAUCAACGGCACAAUCGACAACACCACCAUAAUCCCCGACGGCACCAGAAACCUCACCACCGCACCCUUGAUAACCGAAAAAUUGCUCUCUCACUUCAACGUCAACAAUGCCCGCUCAGCCCGCCAAAUGGCUGAAUGGCAUAACGAAAUCCAAAACUUGGCUUUGCAGACGAGAUUGAAAAUUCCGGUUACUAUUGCUUCUGAUCCUAGACAUGCGUUUGCGGAUACCGUUGGUUCGUCCAUCGCUAGUGGACAGUUUUCUAAAUUUCCGGAGAGUUUGGGUAUUGCUGCGCUGAGAGAUCCUGUUCUCGCUGAACUCUACGCCACCAUCAUACGUGAAGAAUAUCUGGCUGUGGGGAUUAGGAAUGCAUUACAGCCGCAAAUCGAUGUGGUUACCGAACCACGCAUGGCCAGGAGUGGGCAAACGUUCGGCGAAGAUGCGAAUUUGACUGCUUCGAUGGUUGUGGCGUUGAUUAAAGGGUUUCAAGGGGAGGAGUUGGGGUUGAACUCUGUGAGUACGGUUACUAAGCAUUUUCCCGGUGCUGGACCGAGUAGGAAUGGCAAUGAUUCGCAUUUCGCUACUGGAAAGGAUAAUACUUAUUUCGGCGACUUCUUGGACUACCAUCUGAUUCCUUUCAAAGCGGCAAUUGCAGCUGGAGGUCGCCAAAUCAUGCCGUCUUAUGCUAGACCCAUCGGCACAAAAUAUCCAGAAGUGGCUUUCGGCUUCAACAAACCAGUCAUCACGGGCUUAAUCAGAGAAGAACUCGGGUUCAAAGGUAUAGUGGUAAGUGACUGGGGUCUCAUCACCGACCAAGCAAUCCUCAAUGUAAUCGAACCAGCACGCGCCUGGGGCCUCGAAAACACCACCGAAUCGGAAAGAGCGAAAAUGGUCCUAGAUGCCGGCGUCGAUCAAUUCGGCGGUGAAAUACGUACAGAAUUACUCAUCCAACUCGUAACCUCUGGCCAAAUCCCUGAAUCCCGUCUCGACAUUUCCGUCCGAAAACUACUAGAAGAGAAAUUCCUCCUGGGACUGUUCGACCACAGAUUCGUAGACCCAGAAGCCGCGGAAAAGGUAGUGGGGAAUGCCUAUUUCGCGAGGAUUGGGAAUGAAACGCAGAGACGUGCAUACACAUUACUCACCAAUCAAAUAAACACACUCCCCCUCCGCCCUACCGAUGGCGUUAAAUUCUACGCCAGAGGUUUCAACUCUUCAUAUCUGGAAGCCCGCGGAUUACAAACCGUAGACCAACCCUACAAAGCGGAUUUCUGCUUCCUCCGCCUCAGCACCCCUUACGAAGCCCGCGGCUCACCAUUCCGCCAACGCUACCACGAAGGACGUCUAGAUUUCAACACUUCGCAAAAAGCUUCACAUUCAGAACUGUUCAAUUCCUGUCCUACUAUAGUGGAUAUCUUGCUCGAUAGACCAGCGGUGAUUCCGGAAAUUGCGCAAGAGGCGGCGGCGCUGUUUGGGCAUUAUGGGGCUAGUGUUGAUGCGUUUUUGGAUGUCGUGUUUAAUGUUGAUGGGUGGAAGCCGGAGGGCAAAUUGCCUUUUGACAUGCCGAGCAGUAUGGAGGCGGUGGACGAGCAGGUUGCUGAUGUGCCGUUUGAUACUGAGGAUCCUUUGUUUAGGUUUGGACAUGGGUUGAGUUAUAACAGGACGGCUUUGUGUGGAUAG